CGCUCGCCGCCGGCCGAGGGCGCGUGGAUGUGUACUACCGCGAGGGCGCGCUGCGAGCUGUGCGGCGCGGGAGCGGACGUGCGCUGCGAGGCCGACGCGGCGUGCGACGCCGAGGUGCACGGCGCCAACUUCCUCGCGUUCCGCCACCGCCGCACGCGCGUCUCCUCACCUCCCGGCCCCGAGGACGCGCUGUCCCGGACGUCCACGGCCGAGUCCGCGACCAAGGGCCAGAGGAGCCGCGCGCGGGGCAACGCGGUGCUCGAGGGCUGGGCCAGGCGAAUGGGCCUCGAGGCGGUGGCGGCGCGACGACAUGCCACGGCGGCCGGCCGCACGCUCCGGGCCCAGGUCGCCGCGGGGCCGCCACGCGUGCCGCUGCGCGUCGCGAUGGCGGCCGUGCUGUGGUGGGAGGUGGCAGCUCACGGCGGCGUCCAGGAGCCCGGCGACGCGCUCCGGCGCCUGGAGGCCUGCGCGCGCGUGCCGGCGAGGCUCCUCCUGGCGGUGGAGUCGUGCAUGGUGCGCGGCCGCGCUAAGAAGCGGACGGCCGCGGAGGGCUGGGGCGAGUGCUCACCACCCCACACACGAGACAAGACCAGACACAUCUUCUCCAAGACAUGACAUGACUCGUUCGCUUAGCAUAUUUUUUGCUGUAAAUAAGCUAAGCAGAGGUUGAUCAAAUCUUGUUGUUUUCCGCUUCUUCUUCUUCUUCUUCUUCUUCUUCUUCUUCUUCUUCUUUUUGUCGCUGAUGGAGUAUUGAUGUUGGUUAGAUGUAACCCAAAUAGAAGAGCAAAG
Triticum urartu is the source of this 789-nucleotide messenger RNA. RefSeq lists its product as uncharacterized. The record is from RefSeq and is a predicted model, not a curated record. Lineage: Eukaryota; Viridiplantae; Streptophyta; Magnoliopsida; Poales; Poaceae.